GAAAUUGAAAAAAAGUAAAGCGUCAUUAUCGUAUAUAAAGAAAAAAUGGAAGGAACUGAUGAGAACGCAAUUCACGCACGCCUGAAGUCGAUUUACGCGAAUCUGCACGGAUCGUCGUCGCACGGCGUCACACACCAGCGGGCAAUAAAGCCCUCUGCUCAGAAGAAAACCGAAACGCAGUGGAACACACACGAGUACGUGGACGCUAAUAAUAAUUUGGAGUACGUCGAGCACAAUAUCGAGUCCAAUGUGCCAUCGAAGAAGGUCAUUAUUAAGACAUGCAUUUGCGAUCGUCCAGGAAAGGCGCUCGAGUGUGGCCGCUGCCACCAAUACUUCCAUGGCCGCAUUGCCGCAAAAUGCGAGAAGCAUCCAGCGGAGGCUUUCUUGAUGGACUUUCGCGAGUGCCCCUACUGCACGGCUAACCAUGACCAAAUCAAGGAAUCUAAAUUGACAUGGGCUGAGAUCCGCAAGAUCGAGGACGCCGUACUGCCCAAUGAUGAUUUAUAAACGCGAGUUUGAUACUCGCCAACAGCAUAAUUAAUUUACAUAACCAUAAUGUAUCGAUUGUGCAUGAAAUUACAAUUAUCUUUCUUCAAA
Drosophila guanche is the source of this 597-nucleotide messenger RNA. RefSeq lists its product as uncharacterized. Bases 46 to 507 code for a protein of 153 amino acids. The transcript has 3 exons. Lineage: Eukaryota; Metazoa; Arthropoda; Insecta; Diptera; Drosophilidae. The record is from RefSeq and is a predicted model, not a curated record.